AUGGUAGCCCGUUGUGCCACUUUCCCUAUCCUUGUAACUCUCUUACCCUUCCGUGUUGCACAUUCCAUCCGCUGCCAGCACAGCAAGCACUGCACAACUGAUGAUCCCAAACUUCUAGGCUUAUGUGCCCCACGCCAUCGCGUGUGCUUCACCAUUCCGCAUCCAGCUCGUCACAUUACCGACGACGACGAUCACGACGACGAAGACGCCCCGUUGUUUGUCUCCUUGUCCGAAUUGAUCGAGGAAGCUAACGCUGACAAACUUUCCGUCGCUGCCAAACGCGACGUUAUCGACGCUGUCAAAACCAUCUACAUGGACGUCAACCCGCACCGAUUUCUACAUGAAAACCUCCUCAAGAUCGAUUUUCCGGCCGCGCUGGACAGCAUUGACAUCACCGAAGAACUGACCAAUGUCGAGUUUCAUGAGAACAUGAUGAAUGCCUUCCAACUCAUGGAUGACUAUCAUUCAGUAUUUCUCGCGCCGGAACCGUUGAGAACUUCCGUCGCCACGCUUGGCUUCGUCGUCGCCAAGUUUUUCGAGGAAGGAUCCAGGCAACGACAGUAUAUCGUCAAUGAUUUGCUCGCAGAGCUCAUACCAUCCAAUUCUUCCUUUGGUAUCGGAUCAGAGCUACUCCUUAUCGAUGGUGUGCCCAUCGACAAGUAUGUUCUCACUCUCGGUAAGAAUUCUUCUGCCUCCAACCUAGCAGCCCAGAUCGAUUCUGGCAUUUUUCUGGUGUCCUUCCGAACUCUAGCGUUCGAUCCUAUUCCUUUCAGUUCAACUGUCGAUAUAGUUUAUCUGAAAUCAGAGGGAAUCAGGAAAUAG
This is a messenger RNA of Chondrus crispus (carragheen), 822 nucleotides long. RefSeq lists its product as hypothetical. Lineage: Eukaryota; Rhodophyta; Florideophyceae; Gigartinales; Gigartinaceae. The record is from RefSeq and is a predicted model, not a curated record. The transcript has a single exon. The coding region runs from base 1 to 822 and encodes 273 amino acids.